Molecule: messenger RNA, 938 nt
Organism: Erigeron canadensis
Lineage: Eukaryota; Viridiplantae; Streptophyta; Magnoliopsida; Asterales; Asteraceae
Product: SKP1-like protein 7
Exons: 3
Coding region: 189-761 (190 amino acids)
Biological process (GO): SCF-dependent proteasomal ubiquitin-dependent protein catabolic process
Cellular component (GO): cytoplasm; nucleus
Molecular function (GO): cullin family protein binding
Source: RefSeq, a predicted model, not a curated record
AAAACCCGAUUUAUAUUUCUAAAACCCGAAAAACCAAACCGAGUUCAACUACUAGGGUUUGGUUCUUUUUUCCGCUCUGCGUAAACUAUUUCAAUUAGGAUAUAUCUACAAAUAUAAAUGUAUGGUAGCGAAACUCGAAUCAGCCGUCUAAAGUUAGGGUUUCUUUCUUCUCUUCCCCCAAAUCAACCAUGUCAAUAGUAAGUCAAAUAGUAAGUCAAAGAUCCGAUGCGCUUUCGAAAUUAGGUGUUAUGACCGUGCUAAAUAAUUAUGACGAGGCGCGUCUGGUGUGUGUUAGUUCCGACGGUCGAAUGUUCGCGGUGUCUGCCAUGGAGUCUGGAUUUUUGAAACACUUUAUCGACACUAAGCAAUUUGGAAAAGUCUAUACCGAAGUCCCAGGCCAUAUUCUUGAACAAGUUGUCUACUUUAUUAUUAACAUAAAAUAUGAGGAGCGCAACACUGAGAAUUAUAAGGUUUUGGAAUCCGAAUUUCUCCAAAAGAAUCAGCGCCUUCUUUUGGAUAUUUUGCUAGUUGCUUACGAUCUCCAAAUCCAAACCCUUGUUGACCUGGUGCGUAAAGUAGUUAUUGAUAUGAUAGCAGAGAAGACUCGUGAAGAGUUUGCUGAGAUUUUCAACCUGAGUCGUGAAGAGAUGUCAGAGAUGCAGAAAUAUAAAGUGUGGGCUAUUAAGCCUCAAGAAAGUUGGGUAUGGUGCAAGGUCGCCCUUAGCAGCAACAAUGAGGCAUGGAACCUCAUACCCUGUUGACUCCAUGUAACUAGCAAAUUGAGUAAGCAAUUCUGCUGCUCUUAACCAUGAAGACUCGUCGGAACUGGAUGGCAGAAGAAAAAUUUAUGUUGAAAAUAAGCAAGUAGAAAGAAUAAAAAAACUUCCAGUUAGCAUAAUUAACAGAAUAGACCAUAUAUCUACUACAAGGCAUAGACA